AUGUGCCUUUUUCACCUGAUCGAGUGCUUCCUUCCCACUACUCUGGCCACUAUUGGCGCAGGUAUUUCACCCAAUGGCAUCACAAAGCUGUUCGGUAACUCCUUCGGCCUGCCCGGGGAGAAUGCCACUUACGAUUACAUCGUAGUCGGAGGAGGCACGGCAGGUAAUGCGAUUGCCGCCCGACUGGCCCUGGACCCAGCCAAUUACUCGGUGGCAGUCGUCGAGUCCGGUUCCUUCUACGAAAUUCUCAACUCCAAUCGCACUCAGGUUCCUGGCUAUGACUUUUACUCGGCGCUGGCCAACUUUGUGGGUGGCGCUUUCGAAUCAUUGACUAAUUUCGGUUUGAAAACUGCACCUCAAGGGGGUUACAAUGGACGCGAGAUCCUGUAUGUUGCCGGGCAGACUUUUGGCGGAAGCUCGGCCUCCAACUACAUGGGGUAUGCGCGCGCCUCCGAGGGCACAUUUGAUAAAUGGUCCAAAAUCGUCGACGAUGAUCUUUGGUCCUGGGACAAUGUGUAUCCCGCUUAUAAGAAGAGCUGCAAUUUCACAGCGCCCAACUACAACAAGAUCGAUCCGUCCGCCAACAUUUCGUACGAUGCGUCGGCCUUUGAAAGCAAUGGGGGACCUCUUCAAGUAUCGUACGGUAACUACCAGGGCCCGUACGGUCCAUACCUAGAAGCAUCUCUUGACAAGCUCGGGUUUGAACGUCUCCCCGGACUCAACAGUGGGCGGCUGAUUGGUUAUGCCACGAUCACGGCUGCCAUUGAUCCAGACGAAGCAACUCGCAGCAGCUCCGAAACCUCAUUCCUUCAGCUGGCUGCACAGCACUCGAAUAUCAAGCUGUACCCACAGACCCUAGGCUCUCGGGUUCUAUUUGAUGAGAACAAGCGGGCCACGGGUGUGGAGGUGCAGACCAAUUCGUUGAUGUCGAGAUUCAAGUACCAUCUCAAUGCGAACAAAGAGGUCAUUGUCUCUGCUGGUACCUGUCACUCUCCUCAAAUCCUGAUGCUGUCUGGCGUUUGUCCAUCACAGACUCUGCAAAAGUACAACAUCCCCGUUGUAGCCGACCUACCCGGAGUCGGUCAGGGGGCUAGGGAUCAACCGUGGAUGGCCCUAUCAUAUAAGGUCAAUGUGACCACCGGCACUCAAAUGGCUGCCGGCAAUGCCGAGUUCUCUGGGGCCCGCGUGGAAGAAUACCUGACCAACCAGACGGGUCUGCUGUCCAGCAUCGGAGGAGGCCAAGCCUUGGCAUUUGAGAAGUUCCCCACCUCCUACCGUCAGGAGUUCAGUCAAUCCACUCGGAACUUCCUUGAGACGUUCCCGAGUGACUGGCCCGAGACCAACUAUCUUUCCUUGGAGUAUGACUCCUACCCGUCCGACCUGGGUCCCGAUGACAACUACCUCACCAUCGGCUCGGCCCUACUCACCACCUCUGCCCAGGGAAACCUGACCAUUCAGAGCGCGGAUAUCACUGACCUCCCAAUUAUCAGCCCCAAUUGGCUCCUGGAUGAGGGCGAUCAAGAGCAGGCAAUUGCUGCGUUGCAGCGCAUUCGAGAGAUUGCGUUCAACAGCACCAUUGUCGAGGAAGAAUAUCUGCCGGGCCGCAAUGUGACGACUCGCACUGAGAUCCUGGAGUGGCUCAAGGAUAACACGAGUCUGAUCUAUCACGCUACAUCAUCCUGUAAGUUUGACUUCCCUAAUGCCGCUGGUGAGCAUUGCCCAACUGAUGGCCUCAUGUGA
This is a messenger RNA of Penicillium robsamsonii, 1740 nucleotides long. Its product is annotated as GMC family oxidoreductase. Gene Ontology annotation, molecular function: flavin adenine dinucleotide binding; oxidoreductase activity, acting on CH-OH group of donors. Bases 1 to 1740 code for a protein of 579 amino acids. The record is from RefSeq and is a predicted model, not a curated record. The transcript is spliced from 4 exons. Lineage: Eukaryota; Fungi; Ascomycota; Eurotiomycetes; Eurotiales; Aspergillaceae. Gene Ontology annotation, biological process: secondary metabolite biosynthetic process.